Neocloeon triangulifer is the source of this 4519-nucleotide messenger RNA. RefSeq names its product mucin-2-like. Lineage: Eukaryota; Metazoa; Arthropoda; Insecta; Ephemeroptera; Baetidae. The record is from RefSeq and is a predicted model, not a curated record. The transcript is spliced from 6 exons. Gene Ontology annotation, cellular component: extracellular region. The coding region runs from base 38 to 4519 and encodes 1493 amino acids. Gene Ontology annotation, molecular function: chitin binding.
GUCAGAAACGCUUUGCUAGGACAACAUUUAUACUCAAAUGAACACGCUAGCACUCACGGUCCUUGUGGCCGCGAUUGGCCUGGCCGCCGGCACCUGUCCCACAGAACCUGACUGCUCGUCAGGUCGCAUCGAAUUUCACCCCCACGCCGAGUGCAACCGGUUCUACAGGUGCCAGGAUGGAACACCUUUCACCUUCGAAUGCCCAAUUGGACUGAACUUUGACCCCACCAGCAAAAUCUGCGUCUCGACCUAUUCGCAAUGCCGUAGCUGCUCCUCGUCGUUGACCAAAACGACGCCGAGAAGGACGAAGGACUUCACGUUCACCCCCAUUCCCACCAAGCCACCUUUUGAACCUUGCCCAGAGUCAUUGUGCCCCUUAAGCGGCAUCACGAUGGUGCCCUUCCCCCCUGACUGCACCAGAUUCCGCCAGUGCAUCUUCGGCUACAGCAUUUUGCUAACGUGUCCUUCUGGUCAGCACUUCAGUCCGAGCCUGCGCGAGUGCACCGACCCGAUCACCGCCCAGUGCCCAUCCUGUGGACCUCCAACAACCACCACCACCACCACUACUACGACGACUACAACCACUUCAACUACAACCACUUCAACUACAACCACUCCAACGACGACCACAACCACUACGACGACAACAACUCCAACGACGACAACAACAACACCGUCAACAACUCCUCCAACUACACCGUCAGAUAACUGUCCAGCAACACCUAUUUGCUCACCGACUCAGAUCAUUCGACAGCCUUAUCCGUCCAACUGCACUUUGUUCCAGCAGUGCGUCUUGGGAUCGGCGACUCUUUUGCCUUGCUUGCCUGCAGGUACCGAGUUUAGCCCCACUCUGCGUGAAUGCGUCGAUCCUGCGGUGGCCAACUGUCCCAAAUGUGGUUCUCAGGUGACGACUACUCCACCACCAAUCACCACAACAACUCCUCCUCCUGCCGGAAACUGUCCAGCGAACUUGGUCUGCAAAACCUUCGAGAUAACCACAUUGCCGUACUUCUCAAAUUGCUCCUUGUUCAUUCAAUGCACGUUGGGACAGGCGACGGUGCUUCAGUGUCUGCCUGCAGGCUUGGAGUUUGACCCUAUUACGAGAGAGUGCGUCGAUCCUGCGGUUUCAACUUGUCCCAAGUGCUACCUCGAAUCGAGUACGACUACACCACAAGUUACUACCACAGUAUUGACCUCGACUACACCUCAAGUUACUACCACAGUAUCGACCUCGACUACACCUCAAGUUACUACCACAGUAUCGACCUCGACUACACCUGAAGCUACAACAGUGACCACCACAACUGCAAGUCCUUGCGUUGCUCCCACGUGUCAGCCAGGAGUCACUGUAAAUCUUCCCUAUCCAGCCGAUUGCAGAUAUUACACGCAAUGUGUGAAUGGCGUCUCGACUACACAGCCGUGUCUCCCUUGGGGCACUCAGUUCAGCGCUGCCGAUGGCAGAUGCGUUGCACCAGCGUUGGCGAAUUGUGUGAAUUCGGGCCUGCUGGCUUUAGCAUGUCUGGCCAGCUCUUGCCCACGAGAGCCCGAUUGCUCCUCAGGCCUGUUGGAAUUCCAUCCUCACGCAGACUGCAGUCGUUUCUACAGAUGUGAAGAUGGAAACGUGGCUAUUUUCUCAUGCCCACUUGAUUUGCACUAUGACCCCACUAGAGCGAUAUGUGAAUUUGCCGAUAACGUUGACUGCGUUUCAUGCGUGGACGAAACUGAUCAAAGAGGCGGCGGGGGUGCCGGUGGAAUCGGUGGAGAGGGAUGCCUGGGUGGCGGAGGCGGAGGAGGUGGCGGCGGAGGAGGCGGCGGGGGUGGCGGAGGCGGAGGUGAUUGUUGGACAACUUCUUCCACUUCAAAGCCCACUGGAACCACCACUACAACUCCUCCUCCUUGCUUAACGACAACUAAUCCUACAACAACCACCACGACACCUGCAACGACCACAACUACUCCCACAACAACCACUACUACUCCAACAACCACCACUACUACUCCUACAACUACUACCACUACCCCUACAACAACAACUACGACUCCUACAACAACAACCACUACUCCUACAACAACUACCACUACUCCUACCACAACUACCACCACCCCUACGACAACAACCACCACUCCAACUACCACAAUUCCCCCUGGACCUUGCCCGGCGACCCCAACCUGCCCUGCUUUCGGUGCUAAAAUGGUGCCGUAUCCUCCUGAUUGCAGAAAGUUUAUCCAAUGCGUUUUUGGUAUCAGCCAACUCGUCAUGUGCCCCCCAGGCCUAGAAUUUAGCCCAACGCUCCUUGAUUGCACUGAUCCAGCAGUAGCUCAGUGUCCUAUUUGCAUAAGUCCAGAGCCCACAACGGCUCCACCAACUACUGAAUCUAGUACUACUACUUCCACCACCACCACCACCACCACUACUACUACAACCACACCACCAACUACAGAAGCAACAACUACUACUCCGACCACCACUACAACAGAACCAACGACCACCAUUACUCCAACUACUCCUGUUCCAACAACUCCCGGAGUCUGCCCAAACAAUCCUGUUUGUAAAUCAUUUGAACUUACAAGGCUGCCAUAUCCAUCCGAUUGCUCGCUCUAUAUUUCAUGUGUAUUCGGUACAUCAACAAUUUUGCCCUGCUUGCCUGCAGGAACCGAGUUCAGCCCAACCACACAAACGUGUGUUGAUCCAUCGAUAUCCGGCUGCGCAAAGUGCAUACCGCAGCCAACCACAACACCGGCACCCACUACUCCGGCGCCCACCACCCCGGCUCCCACCACCCCGGCGCCCACUACCCCGGCGCCCACCACCGCGGCGCCUACCACUGCGGCGCCUACCACUGCAGCUCCUACUACCGCGGCGCCUACCACCGUGGCGCCUACUACUACGUCUUCAACUACCAUUCAGCCAUGCACUGUACCAACGUGUCCAACGACCGGGACUGUUAAUUUGGCUCACCCUAAUUGCGCUCAGUACGUUCAGUGCGUAGAAGGGGUGCAAAGCAUCCUUCCUUGUAUUCCAUUUGGAACGCAGUUCAGCGUGGCAACAGGAAAAUGUGAAGUGCCGGCUAUGGCACAAUGCAAAAACUGCGUUGGCCCAAUUGUAACCAUCACUGAUGCUAUUACGACCACUUCGGCGCUUACGACUGUUCCUCCAACCCCAGAACCGACGACUGUCACUACCACUACUGAGACAACGACCACCACUCAACUAACGACAACAACAGAGCCUGCAACCACCACAACUGAGGUGACAACUACUACUGUACCUACCCCUACCCUCCCACCAUGCAAGGCAAAGCCGAGAUGUACUAUACUUUCGGCUGGGGUAAACCAGCCACAUGAGAGUGACUGCAAAAGCUAUUAUUUCUGUCUGUUCGGCAUACAAUUAGAGAUUCCAUGCUUACCAGGCCAAGAAUUUGAUCCUGUGCUCCUGCAAUGCGUUCCUGAAGCGGAGUCCACAUGCCAGGACUGUGUAAUCCCAUUAAUUCCAACCGGUAGCCUAGCUUUUUUGGGACUGCUGGCUUUAGCAGUAUGUCUGGCCAGCUCUUGCCCACAAAAGCCCGAUUGCUCCUCAGGCCUGUUGGAAUUCCACCCUCACGCAGAAUGCAGUCUUUUCUACAGAUGUGAAGAUGGAAACGUGGCAAUUUUCUCAUGCCCACUUGAUUUGCACUAUGACUCCAAAAAAGAAAUCUGUGACUACGCUGAAAACGUUGGCUGUGUUUCAUGCGUGGAAGAAGCUGAGCUUCGAGGCGGCGCUGGAGGCGCUGGAGGCGGAUGCUCAGGCGGUGAGGGAGGCUCAGGUGGAACUGGCGGAGGUGGUGGUGGAGGGGGUGGUGGAGGAGGUGACUGUUUGACAACAACUACAACCACGACAACGCCUCCUCCGUGCUUAACGACAACAACACCUGCUCCGUGCUUAACGACAACAACGCCUGUUCCGUGUUUAACGACAACAACGCCAACAACUAUAACCACCACUACUCCAACGGAAGCAACCACGACCACUACUGGCGCUUCUUCGACUACUGAAGCAACCACAAGCACCACUGGCUCUCCUUCAACGGAAGUACCCACAAGCACCACUGGCGCUUCUUCAACGGAAACCACGAUCAUACCCACCACUGGCACUCCUACAACGGAAGUAACCACAACCACAAGCACUACUGGCGCUCCUACAACGGAAGUAACCACAACCACAAGCUCUACUGGCGCUCCUACAACGGAGACCACGACCAUACCCACCACUGGCGCUCCUUCGACGGAAGUACCCACGACUAUACCCACUACUGGCGCUCCUCCGACUGAAGUAACGACUACUGAGAUAAUUACGACCACUCAGCCACUGUGCCCAACAACCGGGACUGUUAAUUUGCCUUACACUAAUUGCGCUCAGUAUGUUCAAUGCGUAGAAGGGGUGCCAUCCAUCAUUCCUUGUCUUCCAUACGGAACGCAUUUCAGCGCGACUACAAAAAAAUGUGAAGCGCCGGCUGUGGCACAGUGUCAAAAAUAUGUUUGA